AUGAAAAGACUAUUCAGACGCUUAACUACAAUGGAAAAAGUCAAACAGCCUGAAUGGAACCGGCCGCAGCAGAUUGCUGCUCGCCCUGUCCUCAAAGUGUUCAACUCUCUCACGCGCGCAAAAGAAGAGUUUAUUCCGCUAAGCAAGAACCGGGUUACUUGGUACUCUUGUGGCCCAACAGUUUAUGACUCGGCUCAUAUGGGUCAUGCCCGUAACUACGUCACGACUGAUAUCAAUCGUAGACUGCUACAAGACUAUUUCGGAUACGACGUGCUCUAUGUACAGAAUAUUACUGAUAUUGACGAUAAGAUCAUUGUGCGAGGACGUCAAAACUACUUAUUUGAUCAAUUUUCGCAAAAGCUGAGAGCUAGUGGAUCUGUAAGUAAUGAGGUCAAGGCUCAGGGUCGAUCCGCUUUAGAAUCAUAUGCAUCUGCUGCUUUCACUGAUUUGGCCCUCUCCCCACCGCUGGAUUCUAAAAGUAGUUACACCAAUUGGCUUGGAGAGCAAGAUAAAGCAGAGCUCACCGCCAAAGAUCCCAAGUUCCCGAUGAACGCAACGGCCGUGGAAAACGCGUUGGGCGCUUUGGAAAGUACCCAAGUGGAUGAGUAUUUGGAAGGGAUUCAGAGCGUUUUGGUUAAACUUUUAGACAAGGAACUUGGCAGUGAGGUUACCGAUCAUUCUGUCUUUAGGAAACUCAGCUCCUAUUUCGAGGCAGAUUUCGAGGCAGAUAUGAAGCAGCUUAAUGUGCUUCCUCCUGAUGUGACAACCCGUGUGUCUGAGUAUGUUCCAGAGAUUGUUACUUUUGUCAAGCAAAUUAUUGAGCGCGGCUAUGCCUAUGCUGCUUCGGACGGUAGCGUUUACUUUGACGUUGCGGCGUUCGAGGCCAACCCCAGUCACGACUAUGCAAAGCUGCAACCUUGGAAUAAGGGUGUUCAGGAACUUAUUGAUGAGGGAGAAGGUUCCUUGUCUUUACAAAGUAGUGGCAAAAAGUCUCGAUCUGAUUUUGCCCUUUGGAAGUCGUCCAAGCCUGGCGAGCCGGCUUGGGAUUCACCUUGGGGUAUGGGACGUCCGGGCUGGCAUAUUGAAUGCUCGGUGAUGGCUUCUCAUAUCCUUGGUCCUCAAAUUGACAUCCACUCUGGUGGAAUUGACCUUGCUUUUCCUCACCAUGACAACGAGCUGGCUCAGUCUGAGGCCUGCUUCGACUGCCCACAGUGGAUCAACUAUUUCAUGCACAACGGCCAUUUACAUAUUGAGGGUCAGAAGAUGUCGAAAAGUCUCAAGAACUUUAUCACAAUCAAAGAGGCAACUGCGCAAUUCUCAGCCCGUCAACUGCGUUUGGCGUUCGCAUUCCAACCUUGGAACACCCAGCUUGACUUCAAGAUGUCCCUUUCGCACGUGAAGUCAUUUGAGUCUACUUUGAGCAACUUUUUCAGCAAAGUCAAAGCACUUUUGCGUGAAGCGACAGAAACCACGCCCAAACAUGUCGGUAAGGCUGAAGUUGAUUUACUAGACGAGCUCUACAAAACUCAGUUAGCUGUUGAUGAGGCGUUCGCCGAUAACCUGUCGGUUUAUCUUGCUUUCCAGCAUAUAAGCGUGUUGAUUCAAAAGGCUAACGAGUAUGCAUCCAAUACAGAGCUACCCAAGGCCGAAGUUCUAGCGACGAUUGCAAAGUGGGUCACCAAGAUUUUCAACAUUCUCGGAUUUGAGACCUCUGAAAUCGGUUGGGCCACGACAGAUGGGUCUAGUAUUAAUAAAGAAGAUGUUGCUCUGCCAUUCGUACAGAUUUUGGCCGGGUUCCGUGAGGAGGUGCGCCAAGUCGCCAUGGCUGGCGAGCAGCCUAACAAGGACCUUCUCGCUCUGUGUGAUCGCGUUCGCGAUCUUGAUCUUUUGAACGCAUGUGUUGCUCUGGAUGACCGCAAAGGUGAUAAGGUGGCGCUGAUCAAGUUCUUGACAGAAGUCGAGCGUGAUGAAAUUCUUAAUCAACGCCGGAUGCUCGCCGAAGCUGCCGAGCAAAAGGCUAAGCAGAAAGCUGAAAAACAGAAGCAGGCAGAAGAGCAAGAGCGUUUGAAACGUGAAAAGGCCAAAACCCGCCCCGAGGAUAUGUUCAAGGGCCUGCCUGAGUAUUCACAGUUUGAUGAUAAGGGUAUUCCUACGCAUGACGCCCAAGGCGAGCCUCUAUCUAAGAGCUCUACGAAAAAACUCCUCAAGCAAUGGCAACUCCAAGAGAAGCUCUAUAAGCAGUAUAACUAG
Messenger RNA from Wickerhamiella sorbophila, 2250 nucleotides. Its product is annotated as Cysteine--tRNA ligase. Gene Ontology annotation, molecular function: cysteine-tRNA ligase activity; ATP binding. NCBI's taxonomy places the organism in Eukaryota, Fungi, Ascomycota, Dipodascomycetes, Dipodascales, Trichomonascaceae. Bases 1 to 2250 code for a protein of 749 amino acids. Gene Ontology annotation, cellular component: cytoplasm. The record is from RefSeq and is a predicted model, not a curated record. Gene Ontology annotation, biological process: cysteinyl-tRNA aminoacylation. The transcript has a single exon.